UAUUCUGAAACACCCUGUUCUGAUCUGAUCUACUGUGGACGUUGCUCUGACACUGUCUGUGGUCUCCAUAAUGAAUGAUGUCUCUGCUCUCCCCUCCAACCACACAGACUGUCAGGUGGUGAAGGUACCCCACCUGGUGUUCUUAGUGUUGGGUAUGGUGUCUCUCAGUGAGAACCUGUUGGUGGUGGUGGCCGUGGUGCGCAACAAGAACCUCCACUCCCCGAUGUACAUGUUUAUCUGUAGCCUGGCCACGUUCAACACCAUCUCCUCCCUCUCCAAGACCUGGGAAACCCUAAUGAUGGAGUUCAGCGAUGUCGGACAACUGGACUCCCGAGGGGACUCCGUCCGGAGGGUCGAUGACAUCAUAGACGCACUGCUCUGCAUGUCUUUUAUCGGCUGCAUCUGUAGCUUCCUGGCCAUCGCUGUGGAUCGCUACGUCACCAUCUUCCACGCCCUGCGCUACCACAACAUCAUGACCACGAGGCGAGCCGCCAUCGCCCUGGCGGGGAUCUGGGCGCUAUGCGGCGUCGCCGGGGCCGUCAUGGUGGCGUUCUGUGACGCCACGGUCAUCAAGAUCUUUUUCAUCGUGCUCUUCCUCAUCUCGCUGCUCCUUAUCCUCUUCCUCUACGUCCACAUGUUCCUGCUGGCUCGGUCCCACGCCAGGAAGAUUGCUGCGCUGCCCGGGAGUGCCAUGCCGCACCGCAGCCUCCGGGGGGCGCUCACGCUCACCAUGCUAUUCGGGGUGUUUGUGGUGUGCUGGGCGCCUUUCUUCCUCCACCUCCUCCUCCUCAUGGUGUGUGUAGAGAACCCCUACUGUGAGUGCUACCGCUCUCUGUUCCAGCUGAAUUUGGUUCUGCUGAUGAGUCACGCCGUGGUCGACCCGGCCAUCUACGCCUUCCGCAGCGCAGAGCUACGAAACACCUUCAGGAAGAUGCUGUUCUGCUCCGACUCACCACUCUGCUACAAGGUCAAAGCUCUGUUCCACUGAAGGGCUUUGUCUGCACCCUAUUCCCUAGAUAAUGCACAACUUUCCACCAGAGUUUUUGACCCCGUGGGGCUUGGUUAGAGGUUGGUUAGAGGUAGAUACCCCAUAAUGACAUCACAAUACCCCAUAAUGACAUCACAAUACCCCAUAAUGACAUCACAAUACCCCAUAAUGACAUCACAAUACCCCAUAAUGACAUCACAAUACCCCAUAAUGACAUCACAAUACCCCAUAAUGACAUCACAAUACCCCAUAAUGACAUCACAAUACCCCAUAAUGACAUCAAAACAGGUUUUUUGAAAUGUUUGCACAUUUAUAACAAAUAAAAAAA
Messenger RNA from Oncorhynchus mykiss (rainbow trout), 1316 nucleotides. It is a transcript of the gene mc2r, whose product is annotated as melanocortin 2 receptor. Lineage: Eukaryota; Metazoa; Chordata; Actinopteri; Salmoniformes; Salmonidae. Gene Ontology annotation, cellular component: membrane. Gene Ontology annotation, molecular function: melanocortin receptor activity. The record is from RefSeq and is marked provisional. Gene Ontology annotation, biological process: G protein-coupled receptor signaling pathway.